GUGAGUAGGCUCAAACCAGUCUCGCUGAGCCGUGCAGUCUCUCGCAUAAAAAGAUAAAGGUGUUCCACUUGUCUGCGCGGAUUAACUGAAUGCAUCUUUUUACAUGUUAUAUAAUAGGUUGUGAGAAAACAUCUGCACCUCUGUUCGUCUUCUGACCGACAACAGGCUUUAUAUUUUUACGGAAGUCUGGCUGCAUUGAGGGGACAGCCAGACAACCAAUCAACUAUUCUGCUAGUCAGUCAGAUAUACACGUAGCCAACUGCAGAGAGAUACUCACCCACACGUCCACUGUGUCGGACGUGCGCGCGGGCCGAGCCACGGUAGCAGUCACUCAGGUCUGCUGAUUAUCCCGCAGAGCCGCAGAGUCACAGGAGAGACAGAGGGUGCUGUUUGGGAAAGGCUGUCCCGCAGUGAUGGCUGAUCCAGACCCAUCGUCCCCCUCAGAGCCCCCGCUGCGCUCCCCACGCACCCCUCUCUCCCUGUCCUUCCCCUUCCUGAGGGAGGGCAGCCGGGUGUGGGAGAGGAAGCCCCCCCAGCCGGGGGAGCUGCCCAGCCCCCUGCCCACCAAGCGUACCCGCACAUACUCCGCCACGGUGCGGGCCACGUCGGGCCCCGUCUUCAAGGGCGUCUGCAAGACCUUCUCCAGGUCGCAGGGUCACGGCUUCAUCCGCCCCUCCAACGGCGGCGAGGACAUCUUCGUCCACAUCUCUGAUAUCGAGGGAGAAUAUGUGCCAAUGGAGGGAGAUGAGGUGACAUACAAGGUGUGCCCCAUCCCACCCAAAAAUUUGAAGAUCCAGGCCGUGGAGGUGGUAAUCACUCAUCUCAACCCUGGCUCGAAGCAUGAAACCUGGUCUGGGCAGAUAAUCAGCUCCUAGGCUUCACCACCGGCCUAGUGCUAUCAUGGAGUGGGCUGGUUGGAGGGGAGGGGGGUGGGAGGUUCUGGGCUUGGGGGUUUAAAGGGGAAAUGGGGAAAUUAUGAGAGGGAAGGGGAGCAUUGGAUUGUGGGAAAUAGCAGGGGGUAUCUAAGGAAGUGAGAGGAUGAGGUGAAUACUGAGGUGGAAGUUUGAGUUUGCUGAUGGUUGAAGUUAUGUUCAGUGUUGAAACAAAAUGGAAGUGAGGAGUGGAGAAGGAAAGAGGGUAGAUACAUUUUAUGGGCGUAGCACAGGGAGGUCUUGGGUGGUACCUGAAGAAUGUGUUUAUGGUGCUGUGGUUGACAGGGAGAAAGAGAUGUGAUGGAGUAUGUUGGGCAGGCAGACAACAGAGAGAUAGAUGAGAAGAGGUAGACAAGAAGAUUAGGUUAUGGUAUUAGGUAAAUACAUAUAUUUUACUGUGAAAAGAAAAGCAACAAUUCUUCCUGAAUUCCAUCAUCCCAGUCCGUAUUUGUAUUUUUUACCUUUAUUUAUAUAUUUAUUUAAUUAUUUAUUUUCAAUCAUGACUACAGGUUUUCUAUUAUUUCAGUUGUGUUCCUGUCUUGGAGUUACUAGUAUUCAUUUCAGAGUUUGCGCUCUGUACAGACUUCUAUCCGAUUCACUGCCUCUGGGCUUUGUAGUCAAAAGAUUGCACAUAACCACAGACUAUGAUAAGUGCUGCCAAACUGACUACAAGUCCCAUGGCUAAUGUCAGGACUAUUCAGGGUAGAUCAUUUAGAACUGUAGUCCAAUUUGUGAAUGUGGACCAUUUACUUAAGAAAGUAAAUUACUGGUAAUUAACAGGGUACAAA
This is a messenger RNA of Megalops cyprinoides (Indo-Pacific tarpon), 1720 nucleotides long. It is a transcript of the gene csdc2a, whose product is annotated as cold shock domain containing C2, RNA binding a. The transcript is spliced from 4 exons. The record is from RefSeq and is a predicted model, not a curated record. Gene Ontology annotation, molecular function: mRNA 3'-UTR binding. Gene Ontology annotation, biological process: regulation of mRNA stability. Gene Ontology annotation, cellular component: cytoplasm. NCBI's taxonomy places the organism in Eukaryota, Metazoa, Chordata, Actinopteri, Elopiformes, Megalopidae. Bases 414 to 875 code for a protein of 153 amino acids.